AUGUCCAGUCAGCUGGAUGUAGACAACAUGGCCGGAGUGUUUUACAUGCUGGCUACCGCCAUGGGCCUGUCUCUCAUUACCUUCAUAUCAGAACACCUCUUCUACUGGAGGCUGAGAUACUGUUUCACUGGAGUCUGUAACGGACGACCUGGUCUGCUCUUCACCAUCAGCAGGGGUAUCUGGUCUUGUGUCCACGGGGUCCAUAUAGAGUUAAAGAAGAAGCCUCCGGAGUUGGACUUCUCUCCUCAGGCCAACAUGUUGCACCUUCUGAAGUCAGCGAAGAAGAUCACCCUGUCUUCUUCAUCUCCUAAACGCUCCCCGGCCUUGCUGCAGCCCGGUAUCAUCAACAUGAUGAAAGGUAACUCUGUCGUCAGUCUGUCUCCUAAAGGCCAGGGUGGUCUCUAUAGCAACACUUCCACUCUACAGGGCUUCCUGGGUCGGCACAAAGACCUGCUGAAUAACUCAUCCCCAGGCCCGUACCCUGGGAAACCCAAACCCCACCCCCUCAGCCUCAACGACGUAGAGGUCAGCGUUACCGCCGACAACGGCAAACCCAACCCCCCCGGCCCGUCCGGCCCCGCUUCCAAACCCCGCGCCCUAUGGAAGAAGAGCGUGGAGACGCUGAAACAAGGACCAAUCCCGUUGUCCGGUCCCGUUGGUGGUCCCGCACCCGGAUCCGCUGGCUCCGCCUCUGUCCCGGGCCAUGCAACAAUGAAGAGCCAGCGUUACCUCCCUGAAGACCCGCCCCAUUCCGACAUCUCUGAGUGUUCCAGCCGGCCCCCCUCUUACAUGGAAUCUGAUCUGGGGGGGCCCAGAAUGGGGAUGGGGGGGUUCAAACCCCCAAAAGACGGGCUGAAGAAACGCCCGGUGGGGGGGGUGGGAGGUGUAGGAGGGGGAGGCGGCAGUGGGAGGAGUCACGAGAAGAUCUAUUCCAUAGACUCAGACCAGGCCAGUCUACACUCCGCCCCGCUCUACCAGAGAGACAGCCUCCAGGAACCCCCCGACGUCACACACACGCACUCCGACCUCAGACACUCUCACUCGGAGCACUCCAACGCCGUGGACGCUUCCAUCCUGCAGCUGAGCGCCAGUCUGCUGCACCACAGCCACUCUGCCGACGCUGACCUCCACUCUCUGAAGGACAAGAAGUACAGCACCUACAAACACACCAGCACUGGAGCUGCCUCCUCAGGCAAAGACAAGAGCAAUGGUUCCUACGAUGCCCCAGGGGGCCAGAGACAGACCCAUUGCCGGUCCUGUCUAGGGAAGUUAUCAGGUUACUCUGGUCUGUACACAGUCCGCUCCCCUCAGAACCGCUGUGAUGCCUGCAUCCACCUGGGAAAUCUCUACGACAUCAGUGAAGACCACGCACACACACACACCCAGCACACACACCCUCACUCUGGCGGGGACAUGUUCACCCACUACCUGCCUCAGAGCGAGCUGGGUCUGGUGGGCGAGGGUGAUGGGUUGGUGAGUCACUACCUCCCCCCAGCCGGGACCUCCCCCCCAGGAUCUCACCUCUCCACCCAGCUCAGCCGACAGCCCUCCUACGAGAACGUCCCUGAGAAGCAGCAGCGUCGGGGGGGCGGCAGGGAGUCAGAGCGGCAGCAGAGUCAGUUCAGAGGGUUCAGUCUGCCAGACAGGGACAACAGCAGAGAUAACAACAGCUUUGGUCUCCUGGAGGAUAGUCCCUACGCUAACGUCCUCACCAUGCGCUCUGACCGACCCUACUCCUCCUCCCCCCUCAACCACUCUCUGGAUCCUGUCCUGCCCCUCCCCUUGCCCCUCCCCCGCCGCUCCAAGUCCCUGUACCCCGACCGGCCCUCCCAUAACCCCUUCCUGCAGGGCGGAGGGGGGACGGGGCAGCGAGGAGAGAACAGCCUGGCCGCUGCACAGCGCCUGGCACACGGCCACUCCGCCACCGACCUCUACAAACAACUAGUCCCCCUGGCGAUGACGCUCGGCAACCACCACGGGCAUCCCCACGGCAACCACCAGGAGUUCUUCUACCCCGGGGCCUCAGAGACGGCCGUGAUGUCGUACGUGAUGGCUCCGCCCGCCAUGGCGGCCCAGCAGCCAAUCGGCUACGUGACGGCUCCCCGGGCCUCCAGCGCCGGUGGAAACAGGCCACGCCUCUACCGACGCAUGCCCAGCAUCGAGUCCGACGUCUGAGACACACACACACACACGCACACACACACACACACACACACACGCACACACACAGCUGAACAGAACAGUCCUAGUCCUCAGUGUUUUCUAUGAGGAGCUAAACCUCCUUCAUAAAGCACUAAUACUAUACAACCUAUAAACAGGUGGUCUACCACUGACUUUACA
This is a messenger RNA of Oncorhynchus masou masou (cherry salmon), 2340 nucleotides long. RefSeq names its product glutamate receptor ionotropic, NMDA 2A-like. The coding region runs from base 1 to 2175 and encodes 724 amino acids. NCBI's taxonomy places the organism in Eukaryota, Metazoa, Chordata, Actinopteri, Salmoniformes, Salmonidae. The record is from RefSeq and is a predicted model, not a curated record. The transcript is spliced from 5 exons.